Messenger RNA from Diaporthe batatas, 1508 nucleotides. RefSeq lists its product as uncharacterized. The record is from RefSeq and is a predicted model, not a curated record. The transcript has a single exon. The coding region runs from base 606 to 1352 and encodes 248 amino acids. NCBI's taxonomy places the organism in Eukaryota, Fungi, Ascomycota, Sordariomycetes, Diaporthales, Diaporthaceae.
GGUGAGAGGAGCGGGCGCCAAAUCCCCCCAGCCAUAUCCUCGUCCCCCGCCAAUUGCCAGGCCCCGCCAGCAAUGCACCGCUGUACACCUGCCGCUGGUGCAUGCAGUGGGUGUCUCCAUCCACUACUGUGUACAAGCCCACAGUCCCAUCGUACCUUCCCUUCAAUGACGUAUCGUCGCAGCAGAGCCCCGGCACACCAGUAGUACCUUCGUCUGACGGGCAGCAGCUACAGCUACUGCUGCUGCAACUGCAACUGCAAGAGCUCCUGCUUCUUGCCCCUCCCCCUCCUCCUGCUCGUGCACCCCGCUGCUGCCAACCCCACCCCAUGUCAACAAUAAAACCAUUGGCACCCCUCCUUCUCUCAACUUGGGCACAUCCCAUUCCUUCUCCCACACUUCAACCAAUCUUCUCACCGUCGCACCCAGGUCUCCUUUUGUCCUGUUCGGUUCAGAGCUAGAAUUAGAACUCUCUGUCUGCGUUUGCAUCUCGUCUUUCCCCUCAGGUCUCAUUACGACUCUCGGUUCCUAGACCAUCUAGACCCCCCCACCUUGUCACCAAACAAACAAACAGAAACACCUGCACAUCAGCACCCACCUCAGCCAUCAUGUCCGGCCAGAAGAUUACCACCAUCUUGUUCGACUGCGACAACACCCUCGUGCUCUCUGAGGAGCUCGCCUUCGAGGGCUGUGCGGACCUCAUCAACAAGAUCUGCAAGGAGCGCGACAUCAAGAUCGAGAAGCCCUUCACCGGCGAGACCCUCAUCACCGAGUUUGUCGGCCAGAACUUCCGCGGCAUGCUCACCACCCUGCAGAAGCAGCACGGCUUCGAGAUCAGCCCAGAGGACCUGGACAAGUACGUCGUCCAGGAGGAGGACGUCGUCAUCGCCAAGCUCAAGGAGGCCCUCAGGCCCUGCGAGGGCGUCGAUGCCGAGCUCGAGAAGCUCGCCAAGUCCGGCAAGUACCACCUGGCCGUCGUCUCCUCCUCUGCCCUGCGCCGUGUCAAGGCCUCCGUCGACAAGGUCGGCCAGGACAAGUACUUCGGCAAUGACAUCUUCAGCGCCGCGACCUCCCUCCCCAAGCCCACCAGCAAGCCUGACCCUGCCAUCUACCUGCACGCCCUCAAGACCCUUGGCAAGACCGCCGAGGAGUCAGUCGCAGUCGAGGACUCCAAGUCGGGCACUCUUUCUGGCACGCGUGCCGGGAUCAAGGUCAUUGGCUACGUCGGCCCCUACCCCGACGACAAGAAGGCCGAGAUGGAGAAGGUGCUCCGCGAUGCAGGCGCGGUCGUUGUCAUGAAGGAUUGGAAGGAGUUCCCGGCUGCACUGGAGCAGAUUGAGAGUGGCAAGGCCUAGAUUUCGGAAAGUGCGACUGACUCCUCUCCUUCUUGUCUGAAAUUUGUUGGUUUUUAGCGGGAUAUCAAAAGUGGCAGCUACAAUGAUGAGCCUGGGAAAACGAUUAACGACCUCGGAAGUCACGACUGGUAGAUAAUAAACCAUGUGGAGCAUCUG